AUGUUCGACGUGGGCGGUCAGCGCAGCGAGCGAAAGAAGUGGAUUCACUGUUUUGAAAAUGUUACAUCGAUUAUUUUCUGCGUGGCAUUGAGUGAAUAUGACCAAGUAUUGCUGGAAGAAAGCAACCAGAAUCGGAUGAUGGAGAGCCUGGUACUUUUUGAUUCCGUCGUUAAUUCUCGGUGGUUUAUGCGAACGAGUAUCAUUCUCUUCCUAAACAAAGUCGAUCUUUUCCGACAAAAGCUUCCCCGUUCACCUCUGAGCACCUACUUUCCGGAUUACUCCGGUGGCAACGACGUCAAUCGCGCUGCCAAAUAUCUUCUAUGGAGGUUCAAUCAGGUCAAUCGAGCGCACCUGAAUCUCUACCCUCAUCUGACGCAGGCAACCGACACCACGAAUAUUCGCCUAGUUUUCGCGGCUGUCAAAGAAACGAUCCUACAGAAUGCCCUGAAGGACUCGGGUAUCUUAUAG
Aspergillus melleus is the source of this 468-nucleotide messenger RNA. Its product is annotated as guanine nucleotide-binding protein subunit alpha. Bases 1 to 468 code for a protein of 155 amino acids. Gene Ontology annotation, molecular function: GTPase activity; G-protein beta/gamma-subunit complex binding; G protein-coupled receptor binding. Gene Ontology annotation, cellular component: heterotrimeric G-protein complex. The record is from RefSeq and is a predicted model, not a curated record. Lineage: Eukaryota; Fungi; Ascomycota; Eurotiomycetes; Eurotiales; Aspergillaceae. Gene Ontology annotation, biological process: adenylate cyclase-activating G protein-coupled receptor signaling pathway. The transcript is spliced from 3 exons.